Anoplophora glabripennis (Asian longhorned beetle) is the source of this 1786-nucleotide messenger RNA. RefSeq names its product thioredoxin-related transmembrane protein 1. Bases 40 to 867 code for a protein of 275 amino acids. NCBI's taxonomy places the organism in Eukaryota, Metazoa, Arthropoda, Insecta, Coleoptera, Cerambycidae. The record is from RefSeq and is a predicted model, not a curated record. The transcript has 6 exons.
CGCCGAUACGAAAAAACGAGGAAGUUCUUCAAUCACAACAUGGCGUGCGGUAAAGUGACCUUUUUGAUAAUUUUUGUUAUAUUCGGUGCCUUUUUAAAUGUAAAUGGACAAAAAACUGUUAUUGAACUAAACGAGGAAAAUUGGACUGAAAUACUCAAAGGGGAAUGGAUGGUGGAAUUUUACGCACCAUGGUGCCCAGCUUGCAAAGGUUUAGAGAAUAAGUGGAAAGAAUUUGCUGAAUUAGGCCCUGGGUUGGGGAUAAAAGUAGGUGCAGUUGAUGUGACAACUUCACCAGGCUUGAGUGGACGUUUUAUGGUAACUGCCUUGCCAACAAUUUUCCAUGUGUUUAACGGAGAAUUUAGGCAGUAUAAAGGAACAAGAGACAAAGACUCGUUUAUUACUUUUAUCGAUGAGAAGAGAUGGGAGCAAGUCGAGCCGGUGCCGAGUUGGAAGUCGCCAAAUUCAAUCCAGAUGGGUAUAGUGUCGUCGUUUUUCAAAUUAUCACAAACGUUGAGGCAAAUACACAAUAAAUUAACUGAGGAAUAUGGAUUACCCACUGUUGGCUCGUACUUGAUAUUUGCUAUUGCUACUAUUAUCCUGGGGGCACUUUUGGGUUUGAUCUUGGUGUGCGCCAUCGAUCUGAUUUAUCCACCUAAGCCACUGGUCUUGAUCAAAAAGGAAAAUAAAAAGAUUGAAAAAGACAGCGGCGACGAACUAGACGACGAGGAUAUUAAGGACGACCUUGUCGAUGACGCCAGCCAGUCGGGCGGCGAUCAUAAUUCCGGCACCGACUCGGAAACGCAAAAUUCCGGUGAGGCUCCCGCCACGAAGGCAAAAAGGCGCAAGAACAGGAGGCUCGACAUGUGAUGACGAAGUACGUAACUUUGAGAUAAUUAAAAAUUGUGACCGUUUGUAUCCCGCAAUGCAAACAAUUACUGACUUCAAGGCAUUUGUUUUUUUUAGUACUUCCGUUUUGUUUACGUAACAUAUUUCAGAGGUAAAAAUUGGCUUGAGACUAGAGUACAUCAAUUAACGUUUCCCUUAAUCCGUUCCUAUUUAUUUGUAGUUAAAUGUUUCGCUCUAAUAAUACUAGUUAUAUAAUAUUGAUACCGCAAAAUAAUUUUGUUAUGGAUACUGGAAUUGUGAUGGAAAAAAAUUGUUUAAUAAAUUAUUUGUGACAUUUUUCGUGGAUGAAUAAUAGGAUGUUGAUAUUUUGAGUCGAUAAACUAUAUCCGCACUAAGUAUCGUGCUAGGACUAAGUAGUUUAAAUUAAUGUCUGGAUAACUCGUUUUCUUGAUUUUAUCGAUACAAAUAUGUUUUUCUAUAACAAAAUUUAAUCGUUAUAUGCAAGUAUUAUGUAUUUCUCGUCGUUUACUCCUGUACGGUACUUAGUUUGAAUGUGGUUCCUAUUUUUGUUGGAGACGAUAAAAUGUCGAUAUUAUGCGAUGGACUUUGUACUGUUUAAAAAAUGUACAUACACACGCCGGGCAAACAGUAAAUCUGUCGAGUAAUCGUUUGAAGCAAAUUUCCUCAAAAGUAUAAUGCUGCGAAGGCCUAUCGUAUACGUUAUGGUAAAAAUUAAAUUUUUGGACUUGGCAGCUUGUUAGUUCCUUUUUUGUUUGUUUAUCUCUGGUGUGUAUGGACGUAAGAGUUGCUAGUACGGAUAUUUAUUCAUUCCAAGUGGUUGUGUAAAUUUUUUGGACUUUAUUGUUUGCUUGUAAAUUUUAUAUAUAAAGUGUACAGUUUUCUUUUUACUAUUUCUUAAUAAAAUAUUUCUAUAAACAAA